AUGGCUACCAAGUUGUUCUUGUUGAUUGCCGUCUGUGUUCUCCCUGUUAUCGUAAACGCAAACAGGCAACCUUUCCGAAUCGUUGGCAAAGUUUACUGUGAUGCCUGCCGUGCUGGUUUCGAGACGGUUAAAUGCUCUUACAUACCUGGUGCGAGGGUCAAAAUCGAGUGCAAAGAUAGGAAAACUCUGAGCCUGAAAUACAGCGACGAGGCGGAGGCGGACGCCACCGGAACAUACAACAUUUUGGUUGAAGAUGACCACCAAGACCAAAUAUGCUACGUCACGCUUGUUAGCAGCCCUAUUAAAAGCUGCGCAGUUCCGGACACUAGACGUAACAGGGCCACCGUUAUUCUGACCCGUAGCAACGGUGCCGUUUCCAACAUUCAUUCUUCAAAUGCAAUGGGAUUCCUCCAGGAUACGCCGGCCGCUGGUUGCCAAGAACUGCUCCACAGUUUACAGCACGAUGAUGAAUAAAAUCAUUUAAUAUUUGAUCUUUUCGUAUUUUAACCUCUCUUUCUCUU
Molecule: messenger RNA, 521 nt
Organism: Hibiscus syriacus
Lineage: Eukaryota; Viridiplantae; Streptophyta; Magnoliopsida; Malvales; Malvaceae
Product: protein DOWNSTREAM OF FLC-like
Exons: 2
Coding region: 1-474 (157 amino acids)
Source: RefSeq, a predicted model, not a curated record